UCGUCUUCGAUUAACCAAAAGAAAUCAAAAACAGAUUAAACUGCGAGGUUAUCUAUAUAUGUAUAAACUUUAAACGUUAUUCAAACCAUAUUUUCAAAUAAAUUAGACCUUUUUUUAUUUUUUCCACUUUGAUAUGUCUCCAAUCAACUAAACAAAAUCUGAUAACGAAACCAAUCCAUUAUAUAUACGUCAAUAAUUUCUUGAUCGUUUCAAUGACUGUUCUGAAACGGUCCGAGAAUGAUUAAACUCAUUUUAUUAACCUCGUUAAUUGCACUAGCUCAGGCUAGUGUUGAUUGCAAACACAAAAAUUAUGGUAACGAUGGAACCGUUUGUGUUUGCAAUGCGGAACAUUGCGAUACAGUUGAUCCAUUGGAAAAAUUACCAUCUGGCCAAUACGUUAUGUACACAUCAAAUUUAGCCGGAAAAAGGUUUUUCAAAGAAGUAGCCGAUUUUGCAUCGACAUCCGGUGCUAAAAAGCAUGCAGAAAUCGAUCAUUCAGAAAAGUUUCAAACUAUUCAUGGAUUCGGGGGUGCAUUCACUGAUGCCACCGGAAUAAACGCCAAUUUAUUAGAUGCUACAACCAGAAAUCAUUUAAUGAGAUCGUAUUUUUCAAAGGAAGGUAUUGAAUACAGCGUUGGAAGAGUUCCAAUUGGGGGAACAGAUUUUUCAACACGCGGAUAUACUUAUUUGGAUACACCAGAACCGGAUAUGGAUUUAGUCAAUUUCGCAUUAGCCGAAGAAGAUGGAUUAUACAAAAUUCCUUUAAUUAAAGAAGCUUUGGAAUUGACUGAAAAUAAUUUAAGUCUUUUUGCUUCCGCUUGGACUGCUCCCAAAUGGAUGAAAAGUAAUGGUGAAUACAGCGGAAGUGGUUCUUUGAUCACUAAAUAUUAUCAAACUUGGGUUGAUUAUUUCAUUAAGUUUUUCGAUGCUUAUAAAGAGAAAGGAAUUGAAUUUUGGGGGUUAACUACAGGAAAUGAACCAAGUUUAGCUUUCUUUACUUUUACUGGAAUUAAUUCAAUUGGUUGGUUACCUUGGACACAAAAUAAUUGGAUUAAAAACAAUCUUGGUCCAACAAUCAGAAACCAUCCCAGCUAUAAAAAUUUAAAACUUAUCGCUCACGAUGAUCAACGUAUUCUUUUACCUUUGUUGUUUACGCUUUUUGAUGAUGUUGAAGCCCGCAGUUACAUGGACGGUAUUGCAGUUCAUUGGUAUUGGGAUGAUUUUGUCCCAGCUCAAUGGUUAAGUCAAACACAUAAUAGAUACCCUGAUAAAUUCAUAAUGGGUACGGAAGCUUGCAAGGGUGAUCGUCCAUGGGAUGAAGCUGUGUUACCUGGAUCUUGGAAACGCGGUCAAGCUUACGCUGUCGAUAUUAUUGAAGAUUUGCAACACUGGUCUGUGGGUUGGGUCGAUUGGAAUAUGGCUCUAAACGAAACUGGAGGACCAACUUAUAUUAAUAACAACGUAGACGCUCCAAUUAUUGUUAAUACAACAACCGGAGAAUUUUUCAAACAACCAAGCUUUUAUGCUAUGGGACAUUUUUCGAAAUUUAUUCCAAGAGGAUCCAUUAAAAUUGGUGCUCCAGAAAAAUUUAAUGGAUUACAUGUCGUUGCUUUGGAUAGACCUAAUGAUGAUGGAACAACUGUUGUUAUUAUCAAUAGUGAAGAAAAAGAUGUUCAAGUGAGUUUAUAUGACUCAAAUAAAGGUUAUAUAACAAGAGAUAUAACCGCAAAAUCUUUCAAUACAAUAGUUUAUUGGUAAGAUUUAAAAAAGGAAA
Molecule: messenger RNA, 1774 nt
Organism: Onthophagus taurus
Lineage: Eukaryota; Metazoa; Arthropoda; Insecta; Coleoptera; Scarabaeidae
Product: lysosomal acid glucosylceramidase-like
Biological process (GO): glucosylceramide catabolic process
Molecular function (GO): glucosylceramidase activity
Source: RefSeq, a predicted model, not a curated record